AAGAGACACAGAGCGGUCAGUGCCCUGUCUCCUCAAUAAUAUAUAUUUUUUUAUUUUAAUAUAAUACGGGAAAUUUACGGGAAAAUACUAAUACGGGAGGACGGCGGGAAAGAGGAGUAAAAUACGGUAGGUUCCCGGCCAAAACGGGAGACUUGACAGGUAUGACAUAAAUAUAUGUUGGCGUCAGAACGUGUAAUUACUCCAUUGUGCAUCAUUUACCGCAUUUCAGUUGCGAUUUGUUUUCACGCCCGUAUUCCGGCCUUUAGCCUUAUCCAAUGACUGACAGAAAGGGGCGGGGCCUGUGUGGAAGCGGGUGGAGUAAGAAAAGCGUUUCUGCAGAAGUGAAACUUCAGCAGUGAGGAAAGUGAGCGCAGGAUGGACCGAAGGCAUCUGCUGAGUGAUCAAGAUGAUGUUACGGGUCUGGCCUAUCAACCUAUGGUCCCUAAUACAGGUCAGUGGACCGGAACCGAGGUCGAGCCCACUGCUCCUCCUGCAGUCCCUGGAUAUGAACAUUUAGGCCCUGGAUACAAUGAUGUUCCUCCUCCACCAAUGGGAUUCCAGCAUCCACAGCCACCAACUAGGCCCCCUACCACACAGUGGGAAAUUCCAGCCAUUUCUAAAGAGCUGGCCAAUGAGGCGUUUGUUGAGUACGUCUCCAGCCACUGCUGCUACAGCAGGAAGCCGACCAAAGAGAUGAUCAUAUCUGACUUGGUUGCUAUAAACACUUACAGGUAUCGGCUGGAGACGUUCACCGAGUCGAGAUCGACUGAAUGGGCCUCUGAACCCUAUAAUGGUCAGUUAGUGGACGGUAUGCCCGGUUUGGCUCCGGGCCCCUGGGACGUCUCUGUUUCGGCCCCUGCUCUGUUUCAGGACUCUGAAACUCACGUUCGCGUCCCACAUACAGCCUCUUUGAAGGGCUGCCACUCCUGCCUGAAUCUCGGCAAGUCUGCGUGUAACCGAUGUGUAACGUCUGGACGGGUUCAGUGUGAGGUGUGUGGUGGCUCGGGGAUCACCGCGUCUCAGGAACGCUGUUCUGAUUGUAGAGGACUCGGCAGAGUCAAGUGCACAGCCUGCUCAGGUGUCGGGUCAACCCCCUGCACAACCUGCCAGGGACGAGGACAGCUGCUCUGCUACAUCAAGCUGAAAGUUCAGUGGCAAAACCAUGUUUAUGUGCAGGUGAUGGAUAAGCGUUCAGGACUUCCUGUUGAACAUCUGGACUCUGUUAAUGGAGAAACACUCCUUUCUGAUAUGAAUACGAUGGUCUAUCCAGUCAGCAGUUUUCCGGUUGAGUCGGUGAACGCAGCGUCGAGGAAAGCCGUUCAGGAGCAUCAGGCUCAGUUCACCGGCUCCUGCCGUAUCCUACACCAGAGGCAGACCAUCGAGCUGAUCCCCGUCACUCGUGUUCACUACACCUGGAAGGAGAAGACCUUCAUCUACUUCGUGUACGGAGCCGAACACAGGGUCUUCACUAACGAAUAUCCCGCCAAGUGUUUCUGCUGCACCAUUACUUAAACAUUUAUUACAACAUGUACAGUACAGGCCAAAAGUUUGGACACACCUUCUCUUUUUCAGUGCGUUUUCUUUAUUUUCAUGACUAUUUACAUUGUAGAUUCUCACU
Astyanax mexicanus (Mexican tetra) is the source of this 1618-nucleotide messenger RNA. It is a transcript of the gene ssuh2.2, whose product is annotated as ssu-2 homolog, tandem duplicate 2. NCBI's taxonomy places the organism in Eukaryota, Metazoa, Chordata, Actinopteri, Characiformes, Acestrorhamphidae. The record is from RefSeq and is a predicted model, not a curated record. The transcript is spliced from 13 exons. The coding region runs from base 376 to 1512 and encodes 378 amino acids.